AUGUUGGCGACAUCUCAACCAAGUCCCAGCUUUCCUCGCCCGUCUCCCUCGUCCACUCCGAUCCCAACGGCGGCGUUCCGACGACCCGGCAGCAAAGAUGGCGACAGACAAGCGAUCUGGGUGCCUAUGCUCAACAGCGCGUCAAAGGGCAAAGAUCUCUCUGAAAAGCAACUCAUCCUCCUCGGCGGCACCCCCGACCAACAGCGCGGAUUCCUCGAACAAUUAAACCCCCCGAACCAGAGAGCCCGGUACGCCAACAACGACAGGCGACGGCAGCCGAGGAUCGCGCCUGUGUCGAACCGCUACGCCCUGGGCUACACCUACCACGAUGUCUUGGACGCAGAUCAGGAAGACGUGCUUGCGAGAAUGAACAUCUACAUGCUGGCGAAUCCCUCUGCGAACUUUGCCCCGCUGCUCAAGCCGCUUUUCACCCCCAAGACUGUCAAAGACACUUUGAUCACCAUCUUACUGGACUGGUCGGACCCAUUGAAGUGGGCGAGGCAGCUACGGCAAUGGAUCCGCCUUUUGAGAAGCGUGAUAUUGACAUUGGACGAGCAGACAAAGAUUGAAAUGGAGGAAAUCAUGACGGCCUGGAAAGAGAAGAGAGUCGGGCCAGAUGCUCCGUCCGCUCAACCCGGGAGCGGUAGCAGUGCAACCGUAGCUGAGCAGAGAUCGAUAGUACCACCGGGACCGGGCGAGUGGGACGAGGGACUAGGCAUUCCGCUGUCCGUGGUUUGUAUACAGGCGGAGAAGAUCCAAGACCUGGAACGAGACCAGGGCUGGGGGGAGGAUCAGUUUGACUUCCUGAUGCAGUGGCUGCGAUGCGUUUUGCUGAAGCACGGAGCCUCGCUCGUCUAUACCGCCACGUUCGACCCGAACAAUGUAAGGACGCUAUUGCAUUCGAGUCUCAGCAUUCAAUCUCUGUUAAAACGGGAGGUGGCGAAACACAACAUCGUCGACAGAGACAAGAUCCUGGUACCGCCCAACUGGGACUCUUGGGGUAAGAUUCGAAUCCUAAAGGAAGGCUUUGACCCCGAGGCCGUGGCGGACGCAUGGUCCGUGGAAAUACAGUUACCUCCCGAGGAGAAAUUCGACCUCUCAUCAAAGAGCUACGGCCAAGAGGUCGAGAGAUCUUCGCAGGACAAUGAGACCGACACGGAAUCGGCUGUGCAACUGUUUGAAAGCACGCUCCGCCGUCCCACCGACAUGCGGCCUUCGUUCCAGCCACGAACGCACGAUGAAUCGGUCUCUGUCCCGUCUGUCCAAGAAUUCCUGCAAGCGCAACAUGAGACGCUCGAGAAGUUGAAAGCGGAAGACGAAAAGGCAGAGAGGAAGUCGCGUAAGGGUGCCCCGGCGCCGACGGGAGCUGGCGCAGGGAGCGUUGACGCAGGGGCUGUGGAAGAAGGGCCCAAGGGGGUUUCCAACCCAAGGAUGGCCGAGCACAUUGGCCCAUAUCAGAUCAACGUGAACGGGAUUGAUUUCGACGCCGAGGAGGCCACCCGAAGACUGCGGGAGCGGGAGAGCGAGCGACAGAAUGCGGCAAAGAACGUGUCUACCAACGCCGGUCAUGCGUCAUCAGGGGUCGUCACGGGGAUAGGUACGAGCACGCCAAUGCGUCGUAUGGGCAGCGACCACGGCGGCGAUGGGGCACAGACGCCGUCUGGCUCGGGCAAGCAGAGCAAUGAAGCCAUGUCGCAGUUCUUUGCCAAUCUGAUCAACAAGAAGGACAAACGGGGCGCCGUGAGCGCCGGUGCUAGUCCCACCAGGGUUCCGGCCGGCAAUAUUGGGUCCAGCCCUGCGACGAGUCGGGGACACGGAGCCGCGACGGGCGAAGAGAGACGACGCGAGUCUUGA
Fonsecaea pedrosoi CBS 271.37 is the source of this 1854-nucleotide messenger RNA. RefSeq lists its product as uncharacterized. The transcript has a single exon. Gene Ontology annotation, cellular component: centrosome; cytoplasmic dynein complex. Gene Ontology annotation, biological process: microtubule-based movement; microtubule cytoskeleton organization. The coding region runs from base 1 to 1854 and encodes 617 amino acids. Lineage: Eukaryota; Fungi; Ascomycota; Eurotiomycetes; Chaetothyriales; Herpotrichiellaceae. The record is from RefSeq and is a predicted model, not a curated record. Gene Ontology annotation, molecular function: dynein heavy chain binding.